AUGAGCAAACAAGCCACCCGAAACGGUGAAAAGAGAUGUCACAUACAGAUGAAUGAGACCAGCACAGGGGGCCGGGCGGGGAGCCACCGCGCCCUGCGGGUGCUGGUGGACAUGGACGGCGUGCUGGCCGACUUCGAGGGCGGUUUCCUCAAGAAGUUCCGCGCGCGCUUCCCGGACUUGCCCUUCGUCGCGCUGGAGGACCGGCGUGGUUUCUGGGUGACCGAGCAGUACGACCGCCUGCGGCCCGGGCUGAGCGAGAAGGCCAUCAGCAUCUGGGAGUCAGAGAAUUUCUUCUUUGAACUGGAGCCUCUUCCAGGAGCCGUGGAGGCUAUGAAGCAGAUGGCCAACCUCCAAAACACUGAUGUCUUCAUCUGCACAAGCCCCAUCAAGAUGUUCAAGUAUUGUCCCUAUGAGAAGUAUGCCUGGGUGGAGAAGCACUUAGGCCCUGACUUUCUGGAGCAAAUAGUGCUCACCAGAGAUAAGACUGUAGUCUCUGCUGACCUUCUCAUCGACGACCGGCCAGACAUCCUAGGUGUGGAGGCACAGCCCACCUGGGAGCAUAUCCUCUUCACAGCCUGCCACAACCAGCACCUGCAGCUGCAGCCUCCUCGCCGCAGGAUGCACUCAUGGGCGGACGACUGGAAGGCCAUCCUGGAUAGCAAGCGGCCCCGCUGAUCCUCCUUUCCUACGGCCUCCACCUCAGGGUUCCUAGCGGGGGCCUGUGGGGUCCAAUGGCUAGUGCUCUGGACUGGGGGUUCCUUCACAGCCAGGCCAAGGUGACUUCCUGCUGCAUGUCCCCUUCCCCAGCCCUGCCAGGCCUUAACCUGAUCUCAGGGCAGGGCUGGGCACUAGGGACCCUGCUCCCAGGUAGUUCUGAUGACCUCAGCCAGCGGCUCCUUGCUGCCAAGAACCCCUGGGCAUCACUUCAGGAAGGAGCUGAGGCCAUUGUUCAGGUGGACCCUCGGGGGAGGUUCCUUAGCUGUUGGGGUGCCCUGUCCUAGAGCCCACAGCCCAUUAGCAAGGAGGGCCGGGAACAUGAUGUUGGACAUGAGGUACUCCGGUGGGCAGGAGCCCUCACUAUCUCCAUAUGGUACCUGGCCUGCCUGCCACCUCAUCUGCUCUCUCUACCUGGUCCAUCAUGUAUCAGCACACUCAGCAGCUUCCAGUGGCUCCCGGGCUCUGUGCUGGGGGAUGAUAUGCUGGCCCUGCCUGUGGACCAGCACCAGAGCCGCUCCCUUCCUAUCUCCAGACCCCACGCGGGGCCCAGCAGGAGUCAGCAGGCUUGAUGUUCAAUGAACGCAUGAGAAAUAAAUUCUG
Dipodomys ordii (Ord's kangaroo rat) is the source of this 1317-nucleotide messenger RNA. It is a transcript of the gene Nt5m, whose product is annotated as 5',3'-nucleotidase, mitochondrial. Gene Ontology annotation, biological process: pyrimidine deoxyribonucleotide catabolic process. The record is from RefSeq and is a predicted model, not a curated record. The transcript has 6 exons. Gene Ontology annotation, molecular function: 5'-nucleotidase activity. NCBI's taxonomy places the organism in Eukaryota, Metazoa, Chordata, Mammalia, Rodentia, Heteromyidae. The coding region runs from base 1 to 675 and encodes 224 amino acids.